AAUAGGUUUUCAGUUUUAUUGUACAAGUCUAAUAAUUAUCUCUGGCGGGAUUACCAGUAAUGUAAUCUAUGAUAAAUGCUAUAAAUAUAUAUCCGUUGGUUACUUUUACUGAAUUAGUUUGGGCAAAAUGGCCGCGCUCGUGAAGUGUCUAAUCGUCCUGUGCGCUGCUGUAGCAGCAUCCGGAUAUGGCUUGGGUGACAUGGAUGUGGUGUUCCACCUAUUCCACAGAGGGAGCCCCUCGGUGAGCGAGCCACUGCUACCCACUGCAAACUCCAUCAUGCAGUCCUCGUUCUCUCCCUUCCGUCCCACUGUAAUAACUAUCCAUAACAGCGGCGAAAACGUUUCUGGAAACUUUAAUGCCUUUGUUGUUCCUGCACACUUGACCGCUCAAGACGUCAACUUGAUUGCUGUCGACUGGAGUGCAGGCUCAGGCAUGUACACACAGGGUCUCGCUAACGCCGUGCAGUGCGGUGAGCGCAUCGCGUCCUUCAUCAACCUGAUCACCAAUAUCGCCAAUUACGGUCCUGAAAACUACCGCAUUGUGGGUGUUGGUCUUGGUGGACACAUCGCCGGUAUUGCCGCUGAACGCGUUAUUGCUGGUACCAUCGCUCAUAUUGUUGCUAUUGACCCAUCCUUCUUCGGCUGGACUCACAACCCUAACAUUCUUAGCGCCGACAAAGCCUCCAAAGUGGAGGUCCUUCACGCUACUGCUGGUGUCCUCGGCUACGACCACCCCUUGGGACACCUUGACUUUUACCCCAACGGUGGUACCUACCAAACCAGUUGCGGUGCCGAUGCCUCUUGCUCCCACAUUUUGGGUUACGCCUUCUAUGCUGAGUCCCUAACUUCUGAGGGUGGUAGCCAAUUUGUUGCUACAGCUUGUGACAGCUACGAGGAAGCUGUUGCUCAGACAUGCUCUGGGGAAAAGGGAGUAGUCUUCGGUGGUAUCGAAGAUAAGACUGGACAAUCCGGUAUCUACUGGUUCCAGACCAACUUCGUCCCUCCAUUCGCGCAAGGUUAAAGGUUCCUUCAUGCUAAAUUUUACUUGACAACUAAAUAAAUAAGUGUGUUAAAC
This is a messenger RNA of Spodoptera exigua (beet armyworm), 1075 nucleotides long. The record is from the annotation of a GenBank genome assembly. NCBI's taxonomy places the organism in Eukaryota, Metazoa, Arthropoda, Insecta, Lepidoptera, Noctuidae.